CUAAAGGUAUUUUUAUUCACUCAUACAUGUCUUCAAUUUCUUCUAUGCUCACCAAUUAUGUUUGCACAAACUUUAUGUGGGACUUAUGUAAAAUGUACCUCCAACUGAACUUUCUUGGUUGUUUUGUUACAUAUUCUAAUGCAGUUAGUUGUGUUCUUAUCCCAUGAAUUUAAGUUGAAAGUUUAAUUGAAAUCAAGGUUGUUAAAUUUAUGUUCUGUCAUUAUUUGUUAAAGUGAUUUCGUAUUGCAUGUACUAUAGAGAUGAAUAACUAUUGCAGGCUUUCUUGUAUGAUACUCACCAAGCUAAUGCAUUCGGGAUGUUAUUCAACAGCUUGUGCAUGUAUGCAUUUAGCUUCACUUAAUUUUCUUUUUUAUUCUUGAUCCUCAACCUCAGCAAGUUAAUAAAUUUUAUGUAUACAAAUGUCUAGAACUACUUAGUUUGUUACGAUAGAAUUGAAUCCGAUAUUUUAAUGACUCGCAACAAUUUGACUUGGUCAGAGGUCAUUGAUCUUCUAUCUAGAUCUGUUUCUUUAUUGAAAUGGUAGUGAUGGUUAAUUGGAAUAAUUAAGUUUGAUAAUUGCCUUUAGUUGCUUGUUUUGGAAAUGAGAAGGAAUGGAAGGAAGCAAGAAAAUUGGUUUCCAACCUUUACAAGUAUAAAGAUGCAAAAUUUGGCUUUUGUUGGCAGCGUAUCAUUUGUUUUUGGUAAAACAGGGAAAAUGGAAUUCAGAAAACAAUGAGCUGAAAUUGGUAAUUUGGGCAUCAAUACUGAUUUAGAUUUAAUAUGUUCACGAUCAAUUUUGAUUUCCUCAAUCUCCCGCUCAAAUUGAACUUUAAUAAUUUCUAGUUUAUUUUGCUUUGGUAUUCAAAAUGUAUGCUUACUUAUGGAUGAUCUGCAUGUUGUUGGUGCAUGUUUGUCUUUCAACGAACAAACGUACCUAUCCUGUUUUCCAUUAAUGUAAUCAUGCUCCAGGGAGCAGCAAACAGGAAGGUAGCUGCCACUAAUAUGAAUCUAGCAAGUAGCCGUUCUCAUAGUGUGUUUACAUGCAUCAUUGAAAGUAAGUGGGAAUCCCAAGGGGUAACUCGUCACCUGUUCACUCGAGCCAGUUCUGAAAGGCAGAAGAGUUCUAGUGCUAAAGGUGAACGUUUGAAGGAAGCUACUAAAUUCAAACUACUAGUAUCAGGUAUGAGCUGCUAUCUUAUUUUAUUGGGAGGGAGUAUUUUAUCCAUGGUUAUGAUUUAAUAUAUGCUCUUUCUACUGAUGUUGUUUCAAGCUUGGUUGCUGUAAGAAAGAAAGCUUCUUAAGACGAAAUCCAAGAUACUAGAAAUUUUCUAAUAUAAAGAUAUGGGCGGCACAAGCUGGGUGUUGAUGUAAUUGAAUUAACCCAUGAUGGUGCAUUCGCAAGAAGAUAUUUGGGUAAAUUUUGUACCUUUAGAACUUAAA
Molecule: messenger RNA, 1440 nt
Organism: Camellia sinensis
Lineage: Eukaryota; Viridiplantae; Streptophyta; Magnoliopsida; Ericales; Theaceae
Source: RefSeq, a predicted model, not a curated record